UUUUGAAUGCUAAUGAAGUGUUUCUUUCUCCUUAGCUCAUUAGCAAUGUGCUCUGUUCUGUGGUUCACAUGGCUGAUGUCUUCGUCUAUGGCACACUGAAGAAAGGUCAGCCCAACUACUUCAGGAUGAAAAAUACUGCCAACGGUCAGGCUGAUUUUCUCGCUAAUGCUCGAACCGUAGAGCCAUACCCACUCGUGAUCGCCACCGAAUACAACAUCCCCUUCCUGCUCAACGUGCCCGGGACAGGCCAUCAUGUCUAUGGUGAGAUCUACCGCGUGGACCAGAAGAUGCUGGAGUUUCUGGACAAGUUUGAAGAAUGUCCUAAGUGGUACCAGCGCAUCAAGAUAAAGCUGGAGGUGCAGGACAGGGAUGGUGAAGGAGAAAACAUCGUGGAGACAGAUGUGUACGUCAAGACUACAAAUGAACCCGAGUGGCUCCAGAAACAAACAUUUGAGAAUUAUGAUACAAACGGUAAUCACGGACUGAAGUACAUAGACAGUGACACCAUGCCUACACCGGACACGAGCGGCACGACACAACAAAAUACUACAGAACCCAACAUCCACACUGAAUGUGGCGUGGUGCAAAACAGCAUGACAGAUCCCCAACAGUAAACUGCUGCCUCGUUCUAUUUAUGACAUACUGAUAUAAAACCAAGUUCAAAUGAUUUGCAGCGGUCGAUUUGUUGCAUCCAGUGUAGACAUGGUGUGACACAGAAAGGUACUGUAUGGGUAUUAAUAGGGUCCAAAAUGAUCAUUUUACCACACCUCCAGUGUUACAUAAAUUUACUUAUCUUGCAUUCUUUACAUUUUAUAUUUUUUACAGUAUAUAAAUAUAACUUUUAUAUGAAUUAUUAUUAUUAUUUUGUUUUUUUUUUACAUUUCCUUGUUUAAUUUCAUGUAUGU
Molecule: messenger RNA, 905 nt
Organism: Labeo rohita (rohu)
Lineage: Eukaryota; Metazoa; Chordata; Actinopteri; Cypriniformes; Cyprinidae
Product: gamma-glutamylaminecyclotransferase C-like
Exons: 1
Coding region: 69-614 (181 amino acids)
Molecular function (GO): gamma-glutamylaminecyclotransferase activity
Source: RefSeq, a predicted model, not a curated record